ACUGCACUCUUAACCCGGAAGCUAACCGCACCAAUAAUGUGUCGGAGGAAACACAGUACAUCUGGUGACCAAACUCCAUGGGACCAACACGUUUAUAUUUUUGUUCAGUUAUAAAGUUGGGAACGUUUUGUUUUCAUCCCGCACAGUACCUGGCAGCAAUACAAGUUUUUGGGUGUAGGCUGCCAAUAAACCUUCAAAGAAGAAGCAGGAAGGAGAGAAGGUCACAAUUCCAAGAUGGCAGCGCGCUGUGUGCUGGGGUCUAUUUGGACCUCUCUAUCUGGUGUUAAAAGUAUGGCCAGCAGCAGCAAUAUGAGUGUCUUUCAGAGUAUAACCAAUUACCCUCAACUCUCGGUUUUUGGGAUUAUUCAAAGUAGAGGAAUUCGACAAGUCGUGGAAAAGAAAGAAGGAAAAACAACAAUAAUUGAGGGGUUAACACAGGAUACUCUAGCCGGACCACAGCCACCCAACCCCACAGCCCAGUGCCCCAUCUACCAAUGGAACCUGCAAAACAAAUACAACUACACAGAUGUCCUGUUGCUCAGUCAGUUCAUCAGGUCUGAUGGAGGAAUGCUGCCUCGUAGAGUCACUGGUCUCUGUGCCCAAGAGCACCGCAAGAUUGCCAUCUGUGUGCAAAUGGCGCAUAGAGCAGGUCUUCUCCCCGAUCACAAACCACCUCUCCCAGAGGGACACGUACCAAAGAAGCCCAAGCCCCAGCUCAACAGAUACCUGACUCGCUGGUCCAUUGAUUCAGUGAAGCCCAUCUAUAGGGCAGGGCUGAAGUGGUGUAAGAAUCGCAUCUCUGUCGGCCACCCAGCUCUCAGAAACAAUGUACAAUACGGCAAGAAAAUCCUCUACCUGAAACAUUGACGACAUGGGGGCAUGUCAACCCACAGCAGUAGGAGUCGGUGUGGGAGGGACAUAGAAUUGCUGCACCCCAUCUAUCGGAUGUCUAUCCCCAUGGAACUCCUGCCUCAUUUGGGACUCGUCCAUUGACUUUGAAAACUAGCCUUUUGAACAGCUGAGGGAGCGUUUGUAUUUGUCCAACCUAUUUAGUGGCCGUUACCCAAUUGGAACAAGUCAUUCGGCGCAAUACCCAGAAACAACACCCAUUCCGUCAUUCGGCCUUUGAAGAUGCCCUGAAAAUUAACUCUGGAAAAACUAAAUUUAUCCCAAGGGCAAUUGGGCCAGUGGAACAACUCUUUCAAUGUAGGUGGUAUGUUGACAUUGUGUACUUCAAGACAGAUGUGCAAAUAAAACAGAUCUGCUUACUCUCCCUCCACUAGCUGUAUACCGUGUGGGAUUGCAUGAGUAAGCAUUUACUGGGCCUAUUAGCAGAAGUAGCCAAGUGCAUGUGAAAGUAAACUGAAUGAUUUUUGUUUCUGUUUAUUUAUGUUAAAUAACAGGAAAGAAACAUCUAUUGCAUAAAUAUAACUCAGUUCUAGCUGCUUUCAAUGUGGGUGGGGAUGAAACACUGCUUUUCUCAGAUGAGUGGUUGAUGGUAUUUUUUAAAUAUUUUUUUCAGUGUCUCACUGGCUCGUUUAAAACAUGAAGUGCAGGCCCAGGUUCUUUGAGACUGUCGCCCAUGUAGAUGAAUCUGUGCUAGGGUGUCAAGGGUUCUUCAUAGGUGGUCAGGCCCAGCCACAGCAUGCUGCUGAUCACACACAGUACUGCUGUGCUCAAACCGCUAGAGCCACAACCCUACACACACACUGAUGGUUUGAAAGUCUUUAUAACCCCCAUCUGCUGCUCCUCAAAUGACUCUUCAUAAAUCGGGACCACGUACAGGUCUCACAUUACUCCCAUUACUGAUUCCGCUAUUCCCAAUGGGGGGAAUCAAGUCCCAAGAUACGCAGGUGUAAAUGGAACUUAUUCCUUUUUCUCACUGCGCAUUCUGACCUUGAACUUAAGCAUGAGGAAACCGGUACCAGGGAGCUAUUUGUUUGGGGUGGAGAUCACAGAAAUGGAGGUGUGGCAGAGGUCUGUCUACUGAUAUACUUAUUCUGACCUUAACUUAAUUCUACCAUCUUUACACGUGAAGAAAUCAUGAAUAAGGUCAAGUGAACCUGUCCGUUCCAAGUGGAAAAACCUCUACUUUCUCUUUUUAGAUAGAAAUAACAGCCUUCUCCAUGCACUGUAAUUUAUACAUUGGUCAUAUACCUAGCUCUUAUCAAUCUGGUUGGAUAAAACUAUUGUAAAUACAGUGCCUUCAGAAAGUA
Molecule: messenger RNA, 2216 nt
Organism: Oncorhynchus kisutch (coho salmon)
Lineage: Eukaryota; Metazoa; Chordata; Actinopteri; Salmoniformes; Salmonidae
Gene: mrps18a
Product: mitochondrial ribosomal protein S18A
Exons: 6
Coding region: 235-867 (210 amino acids)
Biological process (GO): mitochondrial translation
Cellular component (GO): mitochondrial small ribosomal subunit; ribosome
Molecular function (GO): small ribosomal subunit rRNA binding; structural constituent of ribosome
Source: RefSeq, a predicted model, not a curated record